Molecule: messenger RNA, 318 nt
Organism: Paramecium octaurelia
Lineage: Eukaryota; Ciliophora; Oligohymenophorea; Peniculida; Parameciidae
Source: the annotation of a GenBank genome assembly
AUGGUAAGAGGGACAAAUCAAAACAUAAUGAUUUGGGUAGUAUUUAAUAGAAACCAAGCUUAUUUUAAAUAGAAUAAGAUAGUAAUAAUGAGAAAGAAGAUUAAAAAAUUUACCCAAAUUUGAGAUGGAAUAAUUUUGAAAAAUUAUCUGUUAUUAAAUGAAAGUUCAAUUCUAAGCACAUAAGGAUUGGACAAUUUUUUGUAAUAGAAAUUGAGUAGAAAAUGUUCAAAAGAUAAGUAGGUGUCAACAAAAAUAUCUGAUUUGAGAGGAAUUUAUUAAUCCGACUUGUAAUCCAAGAUUGCUUUUAUAAAAUCUAUC